AUGAGUGCCAAAGUCAAAGUUCCUAGCGUGUUUUUUCAAACACAAUGUGCCUUAAUGAAUGGGUUUUUUCCAGCAAAGGCUCAAUAUACUGAAGUAGAUUAUCCAAAAUUGGAUGGUAAAGUUGUAAUUAUUACUGGAGCUUCUUCCGGUGUUGGUUAUGAAGCAGCUAAAUUAUUAUUAGCUGUUACAAAUGCUAAGGUUUAUAUCAUUGCAAGAAACAAGAGAAAGAUUGAAGAUGCCAUUAAGAAAUUGCAAUUAGAAAUAGCCCAAGAAUUCAAUAAGAAGACUAUUAAUGUUGAUUAUGUCUUAGCUGACUUUAGUGAUUUAACUACCAUCAAGGCUGCUGCUCAAGAUUUUCUUUCAAAAGAAACUAGAUUAGAUAUUAUUAUCCACAAUGCUGGUGUUAUGACCCCGCCCCCUGGAUCCAAGACUAAGCAGGGUUAUGAAUUACAAUUAGGCACCAACAAUCUUGGACCCCAUUUGUUACAAAAAUACUUAGAUCCUAUUUUUAUUGCUACUUCCAAAACGAAUAAACAGGGUGAAUCUAGAAUUAUUUAUACCUCAGCUUCGGCUCACUUUUCUGCUCCAUUAGGGGGAAUUCAUUAUGCUGAUCCAAAUUAUUAUAAUACUAAAGCUACACCUUUUACUAUUUAUGGUCAAAGUAAAGCCAUCAACAUUUUACUGGCCAAGCAAUGGACCAAGGAACAUCCUGAAGCAAAUAAUGUUAUAUGUGCAUCUUUAUGCCCAGGUUUUCUUAAAACUGAUUUACAAAGAUACAUGUCAGGUUUUGCACAUAUUGUUGUUAACAGAUUAUUUCACGAACCAAGAAAUGGAGCUUAUACAGAAUUGUUUGCUGCUUUGUCUCCAGAAUUAACUAAAGUGAAGUCUGGUUCAUACAUUGAAUCCUUUGGAAAGUUUGCCACUGAAAGAGCAGACCUUCAAGAACCAGCUGCUGCCAGGAAGAGUUGGAAUUUCUUAGAACAAGAGGUCGCAAAAUAUUAUGAACCAUAGUUGUUUCUUUAUAUUAAACACUGUUUAACCUACAUUGAUAUUACAAUUAUAUUAAUAUUAUUUAAAUUGAAGUC
Scheffersomyces amazonensis is the source of this 1085-nucleotide messenger RNA. RefSeq names its product short-chain alcohol dehydrogenase. NCBI's taxonomy places the organism in Eukaryota, Fungi, Ascomycota, Pichiomycetes, Serinales, Debaryomycetaceae. The transcript has a single exon. Bases 1 to 1011 code for a protein of 336 amino acids. The record is from RefSeq and is a predicted model, not a curated record.